CUUGACCGACUUCCAAAUUUCGCGACAGACUCUCACACGAACACCAUUAUCUUCUGCAACAGCCAACUCGUCCCUUGAUACCCAUCUCCACGAGUCGAAUUGACGCAGUUGGUCACUCGUCUCUUAUUCAGAAACGUUCAUCAUGUCUUCUCCGCUGAGCGCAAUCAAGGUUCGCAGAAAGAAGAAUGUCAAGAAGGGUAUCCAGUUCUCCUUGAUGGUCUGUGGAGCUUCAGGUACUGGUCGAACAACUUUCGUCAACACUCUCUGUGGCAAGAAGGUUCUACAAGGAAAGGAUGCCGAUGAUGCGCAAAACGCACACCUCGAGGAAGGCGUCAGAAUCAAGCCCAUCACUGUCGAAUUAGAAUUGGACGAAGAGGGCACCCGCAUUUCCUUGACCAUCGUCGAUACACCAGGGUUUGGAGAUCAGAUCGACAACGAGGCAAGCUUCGGUGAAAUUGUUGGUUACCUCGAGCGUCAAUACGAUGAUAUUCUGGCAGAGGAGUCUCGCAUCAAGCGUAAUCCUCGAUUCCGCGACAAUCGUGUUCAUGCUCUGCUCUACUUCAUCACCCCAACUGGACAUGGUCUUCGCGAACUGGAUAUCGAGCUCAUGAGGCGUCUUUCACCUCGUGUCAAUGUCAUCCCGGUAAUUGGCAAAGCGGAUUCUCUUACACCAGUCGAGCUUGCAGAAUCAAAGAAACUUGUCAUGGAAGACAUUGAGCACUACCGCAUUCCAGUGUACAACUUCCCCUACGACAUUGAAGAGGAUGAUGAAGAUACUGUCGAGGAGAACGCCGAACUUCGAGGCUUGAUGCCAUUUGCCAUUGUUGGAUCUGAGGACGUUGUCGAGAUUGGAGGCCGUAAAGUGCGGGCUAGACAAUAUCCAUGGGGUGUCGUCGAAGUUGACAACCCAAGACAUUCCGACUUCCUCGCCAUUCGCAGCGCUCUGCUACACAGCCAUUUGGCAGAUCUGAAGGAAAUCACACAUGACUUUCUGUACGAGAACUACCGUACCGAGAAACUUAGCAAGAGUGUGGAAGGUGGCGCUGGAGCUGAUUCGUCAAUGAACCCCGAGGAUCUUGCAUCUCAAUCCGUGCGUCUAAAGGAGGAGCAACUUCGCCGCGAGGAGGAGAAGCUUCGAGAAAUUGAGGUCAAGGUGCAAAGAGAGAUCAACGAGAAGAGGCAAGAGUUGUUGGCCCGUGAGAGUCAACUUAAGGAGAUUGAAGCCAGAAUGCACCGAGAACAAAGCGCACACCUUGAAGCUACGAAUGGAGCGGCGGCAGAGUCUGAGGCGUAAGGCAGGCGUCGAGGUUGAGAUGAAGCAGGGAGUCGGGGCUUCCUUCAUCGAGGGUUGAAGAUGCAUGCGCUUACCGACUGCCAGUUUCGUUGUUGAUAGGGGUAUCGGAGCUGGGGCUUCACUUUUGCGGGUCGUUGACGGCAUUUGCAAGACCUUUUCUGGCUCUAAAAAGCUAAUCACGUGUUUUCUUAUCAAUUUCUAAUACGCAGCUGAAUUCUUUCCCUUUCGAUACAAUCCUCGUGAAUAGAGGCAAAGUGGAAUGCUGCGGAUUCUCUAGUGGUUCUCUUUCUUUGUGGUUAUAGCCAAUAAAAUGUGUUUAAGUUUGUCAUGUCAUCAACCA
Mollisia scopiformis is the source of this 1634-nucleotide messenger RNA. RefSeq names its product Septin. The transcript is spliced from 7 exons. NCBI's taxonomy places the organism in Eukaryota, Fungi, Ascomycota, Leotiomycetes, Helotiales, Mollisiaceae. The record is from RefSeq and is a predicted model, not a curated record. Gene Ontology annotation, cellular component: microtubule cytoskeleton; septin complex; septin ring. The coding region runs from base 143 to 1294 and encodes 383 amino acids. Gene Ontology annotation, biological process: cytoskeleton-dependent cytokinesis. Gene Ontology annotation, molecular function: GTP binding; molecular adaptor activity; GTPase activity.